UUGCAAACGGCAUCAAUAUGGCGCUGAAAGAAGUGACCAGCGGGGGACAGCCAUGGCGCUUGGAGAGGCGGAUCGAGGACGUCACAGAUAGACUGCGGGUGCUGGCACUCAAGAACUACCACGUGUUUGUUCAAAACCAGCAAUGCGCGCAAGUGGUGACGUCGGAGCUGCAGUCGCUUGGGGAUAACCUCACAAGCGUCCAAACGUCGCUGCCGUCCCUCGUGUCUCAAAGCAAAGCGUUGGACACGACAGCACACGACGCCGCCAAGACGAACGCCGAGAUUCAAUACGUGCUCGGCCAGUACGCAGGUCUCAUGGGUGUCCUGGAGAUUCCCCAGCUGAUCGACGGCUGCAUUGCCAACGACCUGCUCGAAGACGCGCUGGAAACGAUCCAGUUCGCCAAGAAACUACUCGAGCAAACUUACACGUCCUCCAUACAGCCCAAGUCGUCGAACGCUUCCAGCAGCAUCGUGCACACCUUGGUACGUACGUCACCGCAGGCUGCUUGACGUCGUUCCCUGUCGUUAGGUCGCAGAAGUCAAGCGCGCGACCACGGCGCUGCGUGCCAAACUCGUCGACAAGCUGCGGGGCGAGCUGCCCCUGGCCAAGUGUCUGCAUCUAGUGGCGUAUUUACGACGCGUGGAUGGGCUGUGGACGCCCCUGCCCGCGGACUACGACUACCACUUGAAGCAAGAGUUUUUGGCAUGUCGAGAUGCGUACCUGUCCAAGACCGUGCAAAGCAUCCCCACGUCGGACGCGUACAAUUAUUUGAUGCAAAUCGUGGAUGCAAAGCGAACGAGUUGGUUUGACAUGAUCACGCAGUACUCGGCCAUCUUUGGCCAUCACCAAGUGCAAGGUCGAGUGGACGCGGCUUUGUGUGCAUGGGCCGUUCGAACCGUGUCCGACCUGACCCGUCUUUUGGAAACGGUCCUGCCCAACGUGGUCGAGUUCAAUGCGAUCGCUACCAUCAUGGAACAAGUUCUCUUCUUUGGCGGGUCACUUGGCCGCGUGGGCGUGGAUUUCAGAGGUCUUGUGUUGGUGAUUUUUCAGUCACAUGUUGUGGCUCGCGUGACGACUCAAUGGACCGAUGCCGUCGACGCGUUCGACGCGGCGUUGUCUAUGCAAGGCGGCGGCGCCAUCAUGAUCCAAUCAUUUCGACCUGUUUCGACACCUGUCGACCCCACCGGUGGUGACUCGUCGGUGGCGCCGCCGUCGAUCAUGACGUUUCCAGCGCUCGCCCAGCUCACCAACGCCAUCUUGACCUCGUUCAACGACCUUCGGCUGUGUGCGCUGCUAUCGCUGCAAUACCGGUUAUCGCUGUGUCUUCAACAAUCGAUGGCGAGGGUGGUGGUGGCAGUGGGGGCUUUUUGCCGACGUCAUGCAUUGACUCCAGACGAGGUUGCAGACAACAUGGGAGGGGGGGGGGGACAGUCGAGUAAAGUGCCAUUGGAAGUGCAAGUGUUUCGAUUGAUCCAGGUGAUGCACACUGCGUGGGUGCCGUAUAUCAUCCGUAGCUUCCACAAGCUGUUUACCGAGCCCAAGGGUCGACAGAUGCCCACUGCGCUCGAUGAGGCAAACGGACCGCAGGAGCACACGUCGAGCCCUCUUCCUCGGCGCCACAAGACGUUGGAAUUGGUGCUGGACGAUGAAAGCGACGAACCCGAGGUGCCGGAUGUUGGCAAAAGACGCGAUAUCGGGGGCCUUCCUAGCCAAGGAGUGACCAAGUCUUCAUACUCGGGGGUGGCGGUGGAAAUGGUUCUGCCAUCUACGUCAGAGACACUGCGUUUCGCAGGCGGGCCUCAACUUGCUGCCACACAGACGCAGUACAUUGAAGAUCUAAUUCGAGACUUCUUUCGGACUUAUCAAAUCACCGCCGCGCUCGACGCGUUCGAGUGCGAACGGCCCAUUGUCGACGCCAGCAAGGCGUUGGAUCGAGGGAGUCUUGGCUUGGAUGUGACCGACGGGGGCGGAUAUGGCCAAAGUCGACUGGAAAGCUUUGUGCAGUCGUGGAACCAAGUGGAGCAUGGUGUCGAGUUCGUGAAACAACCAACAGCCAGGAAACCUAAGAAGAAAAAAACUCCACCGCCGUCAGCGUUGGCGAUCUCCCCCCUACCAACAGGGACAGCGCCCCCUGUGCCGGAAGUGAACGAGCCAGUCGCCGAGUGGGACUUGGGGGUCCCUGGGUGCACCCCCAAGCCGCGCAUCCACGACUUGAAGAGCUUUGGCUUUGACGAUGUCGACGACCUCAGCUGUCCCACGUCACCAGGCGUCGCUACCCCGUCGAGCCCAGUGCUGGACAAGCUGGCCCAGCGCUCGAAGACAACAACGUCGUCUUCCCAAGGCAAGAAGGUGUCAAUUGGGGAAGACGGGUCCACGCCCAAGAAGCAGUACAUUUUCUACCGCGAAACCCCGCCAUCGUUUGUCACUGAGAGCGAAGAAGCUGCGCGGGAAGUGAUGGAGAAGCUAUCCCUGGACCCCCAGUACGACAUCGUCCCCCCCGAGGCGCAGCAGCGGUUUGUUGAGUUGUCAAGCAGCGAAGUCAGCAAGUACGCCGUCGGCAAGCGGGUCGAAGGGCUCGGGGCCACGCGCUCGAUCUGUGGCAUCGUGUCCAAGACGUUUGGAAGCAAAUUAUGCGGCACGAGUGGGCCUGGCACGAUCGUCAUCGAUACCCAACCGGAAGUGGAUGCUUCUCCAGUCCCGUCGGCCACUGGCCUAACUUGCGCGACGUCGUUCUCGGCUGAAGACGAAGCACUCAUCGAUGCGCUUCUCGAAAGCAAUUGA
Aphanomyces astaci is the source of this 2781-nucleotide messenger RNA. RefSeq lists its product as hypothetical. Gene Ontology annotation, biological process: intra-Golgi vesicle-mediated transport. NCBI's taxonomy places the organism in Eukaryota, Oomycota, Saprolegniomycetes, Saprolegniales, Verrucalvaceae. The coding region runs from base 772 to 2781 and encodes 669 amino acids. The record is from RefSeq and is a predicted model, not a curated record. The transcript has 14 exons. Gene Ontology annotation, cellular component: COG complex.